CAAUUCGAAUCUACACAGUACCAACAUGCGAGUCUUUGUCGUACUCUGCCUGGCCGUUGCCGCCGCCAACGCCGCCUCCACAUCUUUGGCAAUUGCUAAAGAUGCCGACGUUGCACGUGCCAAGAAAUCUGCGACGACAACGUUCUGCGUAGAGAUCCGACCAAGCGACCCGUACCACAAGCCCUACACAGUUUGCGAAAGCAACGGAGAGAAAUACACCGCACCUGCCGCUACUGGUUACGCCGCUGCCCCAGCUUAUGGCGCUCAGUCGACAUACAACGCCCCAGCUCAAGGUUACGGCAGCCAGCCGUCCAGCUACAACGCACCGAAGGCCGAGUACUCUGCACCAGCCUCUUCCGGCGGUUAUAGUGCCCCAGCUGCUGCUCCAGCUUACAGCGCCCCGAAGACCACCUACUCCGCUCCGGCUAAGAGUUACUCUGCCCCCGCUUCAUCGGCAGCUGCCACCUCAGGCUCCUCCCCAGCCAGCUAUUCUAGCGACUCGUCUUCCUCGACCUACAGCGCUCCCAGCAGCCCUGCUUACUCUGCACCUCAGAAAUCUUACUCUGCACCGGCUACUUCUUACUCUGCCCCUGCUCAGUCUGCUGGAUACAGCGCUGCUGCUCAUGGUCCUUCUCACUCUGCCGCUUACCGCGAAGACGAAAACGAAAUCGAAGAUGAUGAUCAUCCAGUCGGCGCUCCCAUCAUGGCUGAGGAACACGAAGAAGAAGAAGAAGAGAUGCACGAUGAAGGCAAAAUGAGGACUCAUGGUGGUGGAUACGAUGGUGGAUACGGGCAUGGUAAGAAACACGGAGGUGACUACGGCUACGGUGGACACGGUCUUGUUGUCAGCUGCCAACCAACCCUCGGCGGAUACGCACACAUUGGUCACGGAUAUGGUGAUCAUGGUCACGGUGGUUACGGACACGGCGGUUACGGACACGGAGGUUACGGACAUGGUGGUUACGGACAUGGCGGUCAUGGCGGAUAUGGCGGUUACCGCAACGCUUACUCUAGCCCGAAAACUUACAAGAAGACCAUGGGUUACGGCGCUCCAAUGUCUGGCUACGGAUAUGGUCCAGAACCAUCCUACGGCGGCUCUGAUCAAUCAUACUCUGCUCCAUCAAACUACGGUGGUUCUUCAUAUUCUGGAUCUUCCAAGGGUUAUUCAGCGCCUUCCAAGGGCUAUUCUGCCCCAUCCAAGGGAUAUUCUGCACCAUCCAAGGGUUACUCUGCACCAUCCAAGGGCUACUCUGCACCUUCCAAGGGAUACUCGGCACCUUCAAAGGGAUAUUCUGCGCCAUCCAAGGGAUACUCCGCUCCAUCCAAGGGUUACUCAGCACCUGCUGGAGGUUAUUCUGCACCUACUGCAUCAUACUCUGCACCAGCUUCAUCUUACUCCGCCCCAGCAUCGUCUUACUCCGCACCAUCAUCCUCUUACUCUGCCCCAGCCUCAUCUUACUCUGCCCCAGCUCCAGCAUACUCUGCUCCAGCGUCGUCUUACUCUGCACCAGCGGCAUCCUACUCCGCACCAGCUGCAUCUUACUCUGAAGGGUCAUCAUCGUACGCUGCCCCAGCGCCAGCAUACUCCGCAGGAUCGUCAUACUCUGCACCAGCUGCUUCAAGCUACUCGGAGCCCUCAUACUCCGCCCCUGCUGCUCCUGCUUACCAGGAAUCAUCGUCGUACUCUGCACCUUCCUACUCAGAAUCGUCUUCGUAUUCCGCCCCAGCUGCCCCCGCAUACUCUGCACCAGCUGCCCCAGCAUACUCUGCACCAGCAUCGUCUUACUCAGCUCCCGCCGCUACCUACUCUGCACCAGCCGCUCCAGCUUAUUCCGAAUCAUCAUCAUAUGGUGGUUCUUCUUAUGCUGCUCCAGCUGCUCCAGCCUACUCCGAGUCUUCUUCAUACGGUGGUUCGUCGUACUCUGCUCCAGCUGCCCCAGCCUACUCCGCACCAGCUGCCACCUACUCUGCACCAGCUGCCACCUACUCUGCACCAGCUGCCACCUACUCUGCCCCAGCUUCAUAUUCUGCACCAGCCACAUACUCUGCACCAGCUCCGGCUUACUCUGCCCCAGCCUCAUCAUAUUCUGCCCCAGCUGCAUCAUACUCUGCACCAGCGGCGCCCGCCUACUCUGCUCCAGCAGCCACCUAUUCUGCCCCAGCAGCAACUUACUCUGCCCCUGCCCCAGCGUACUCUGCACCAGCUGCCCCAGCCUACUCCGAAUCGUCUUCCUAUGGUGGUUCGUCUUCGUCUUACUCUGCACCAGCUGCAACAUACUCAGCCCCCCCCGCCUACUCUGCACCAGCUGCCCCAGCCUACUCCGAAUCAUCUUCCUAUGGUGGUUCGUCUUACUCUGCACCAGCUGCCACUUACUCAGCCCCUGCCCCAGCAUACUCUGCCCCUGCCGCGCCAGCUUACAGCGAAUCUUCUUCCUACUCUGCUCCAUCUUCGGACUACUCCGACUCAUCGUAUUCGGCACCAGCCCAGAAAUACACCUCAGCUUCUUCGUACUCCGCCCCAGCUGCUCCAGCCUACAGCGCCCCAGCAGCCGCUCCAGCAUACUCUGCCCCAGCUGCCCCAGCCUACUCUGGAUCAUCUUCAAGCUACUCCGCGCCAGCUCCAUCAAAGUACAACGCACCAGCUUAUUCCGCACCUGCUUCUUCUAGCUACUCUGCUCCUUCAUACAACCAAGGAGGCUACAGGGCCGCCACUGAAGACAUGAAGCCCGAAGAGAAACAAAUCUUGGACACCGCUGCCGAGAAAGACGAGAAAAAACCUGAAGAUGUUGCCAUGACUAAAUCCAUGGAUGACAAAGAAGAACACACCCUGCAACAGAUGCAACAGAUUGCCGAAUCUGCCAGGUCCAGCGGUGGCUGGAAGAGCGCUGACGCCGAUGACAAGAAAGACAAGAAAGACCUUUCCGGUGGAUGGGCGGCCGAAAACUAAAUCUUAAAUAUUUGAGAAUGUAAACAGGGAAUUUUAUUUAUAUGAAUGAUUUAAAAUCAUUUCAAUGUAGGUAUUGUAGUAGUGUAAACUUCAUUUUGUAUUUUUGUAUAUUUUGAGCGAGCAAAUAUAAAACAUUACGAUGUUUUUGAAAAAUAA
Molecule: messenger RNA, 3103 nt
Organism: Dalotia coriaria
Lineage: Eukaryota; Metazoa; Arthropoda; Insecta; Coleoptera; Staphylinidae
Product: spidroin-2-like
Biological process (GO): positive regulation of transcription by RNA polymerase II
Cellular component (GO): RNA polymerase II transcription regulator complex
Molecular function (GO): transcription coactivator activity
Source: RefSeq, a predicted model, not a curated record